Carica papaya (papaya) is the source of this 2851-nucleotide messenger RNA. RefSeq names its product UDP-Glycosyltransferase superfamily protein. Gene Ontology annotation, molecular function: mannosyltransferase activity. Gene Ontology annotation, cellular component: endoplasmic reticulum. NCBI's taxonomy places the organism in Eukaryota, Viridiplantae, Streptophyta, Magnoliopsida, Brassicales, Caricaceae. The record is from RefSeq and is a predicted model, not a curated record.
UCUCUCCCUCUUUACCCGCUAUAAAAAAAAAAAACCUUCCAAUCGCCAUAACAAUCACCUGCGUCACCACCGGGCAAUUCGGCUUGGUCUCUUUCAAUCGAUUCCAUUGUCUUCGUCUCUACGCCCUCAUCUGCCCUCUUCCCUUCUGGUAACCAGGUUUUAGGUAAUCCUCCAGAAUCAGCUGCUGCUACGAUUGCUGAAAAGCUCGAGAUCAAGAACUCGCGUUUGAAGGAGAAGGCAAAUCAGAGAGAAGCAGCGGGGUGGAAAAUUUAUUCGGUGAGUGCUCAAGUUUCUCGCAAUUAGUAGUAUUGGGUACUUAGAAACGACUGAGAUUGAGAGAAGAAAGAGGUUUAAAAGGAGGAUCUAGGGUUUUUGAGUGAGGAAGAUGAUUUUUGGGAAAAAAAGAUUAAUUUUGGGGCGUGUAAAAGAAAACAGCGGGCCGAAAGGAGCAAAAACAGUGUAAAAAAUAGGCAGGAUACUAUUUUUGAUGUGGAAAAUUAGAAGGGGCCAGGAGAAGAAAACGAUGAAGACUGAGUGAAUGAGAGUCCUAUUUCUUCAUUUUCUUCUCUCAGUUCACCUCUUCGCUUACAAGGUAGACGACAGUCGGAGAAGGAAGUAGAUUCAGGAAGGAGUAAUUUAACCAGGACUCGGUAGAAGUAUCGGUGCUAUCUGGUUAGAAAAUGGAAAAUACGUCUAGGACGGGUAGAGCGUGCGUGGUGGUUCUAGGAGAUAUUGGCCGCAGUCCUCGAAUGCAAUACCAUGCUCUUUCCCUUGCACGUCAGGCAUCCAUGGAGGUGGAUAUUGUUGGAUACGGUGGUAGCAAACCCCACGCAGCUGUCCGAGAGCAUCCAUCUAUUCAUAUUUAUACCAUGACUCAAUGGCCUAGAACCCUUGAAGGUUUUCCAAAGAUACUUUACCCCAUAAUGCUUUUACUAAAGCCUAUGAUCCAGUUUAUCAUGCUUCUUUGGUUGCUUUGUAUUAAAAUACCACGUCCAGAUGUCUUCAUUGUGCAGAAUCCUCCCUCUGUUCCAACCUUAGUGGCUGUAAAAUGGGCGAGCUCAUUAAGGCGCUCUGCUUUUAUUAUUGACUGGCAUAACUUUGGCUAUACAUUGCUGGCUUUAUCCCUUGGAAGAAGUAGUCUUUUUGUCACUGUAUACCGCUGGUUUGAGAAGCAUUAUGGAAAGAUGGCUAAUGGUUCCCUUUGUGUUACAAGGGCAAUGCAACAUGAAUUGGCUCAAAACUGGGGAAUAAACGCAACGGUGUUAUAUGAUCAGCCUCCUGAGUUUUUUCGUCCGGGAUCACUUGUUGAAAAGCAUGAGUUGUUUUGUAGAUUAGACAAAGAUCUUCAUCAUGUUGGCUUUCGAGAUUGCAUUAGCAGUGAACUGGGGAGCCUUUCUCAAAGUGAAACGUUAUUUACAGUACAGGCUGGUGCUGAUAUUUUCCUAAAGCCUAAUAGGCCUGCUCUUGUUGUGAGUAGUACUAGCUGGACUCCUGAUGAAGAUUUUGGCAUUCUCCUGGAAGCAGCAGUAAUGUAUGACAGACGUGUUGCCGCCAUGUUAGAUAAAGAUGAUUCAACCAGUGAAGAUGAACUCUGGAAGAAAAUGUCCGAAGAAAAGCAAUUCUUGUACCCUAGGUUGUUGUUCAUCAUUACAGGUAAAGGCCCUGAAAAGGAAAAAUAUGAAAAGAAAAUCAGACGGUUAAACCUCAAACGUGUGGCAUUUCGUACCAUGUGGCUGUCAGCUGAGGAUUAUCCGUUACUUAUUGGAUCAGCAGACCUAGGUGUUUGUUUACAUACUUCUUCUUCAGGAUUAGACCUUCCCAUGAAGGUUGUUGACAUGUUCGGUUGUGGUUUGCCUGUUUGUGCUGUUUCUUAUUCAUGCAUUACAGAGCUAGUUAGAAUUGGAAAAAAUGGCCUCCUCUUUUCAUCAUCUUCAGAGCUGGCUGAUGAACUACUGAUGCUCUUCAAGGGUUUUCCAGAUGAAUGUGAUACACUCAAGUCGUUGAGGGACGGAGCAUUAGAACAUAGUUCUUCAGCAAGGUGGGCUAGCGAGUGGGAAGAGUAUGCUAAACCAUUAAUAACAGAGGUUAUCUCGGGAAACAUGCGAUGAUAUCUGGAUUCAGCCAUUUUGUCAAAGAGAUAAGUUUAACCCGUACAAUUUUUGGCUAAAAAGGUGCCUAACACAUACAAAUUGAAGGCUCAUGUCUGGGGAAAAUUAUUGCUUGCUGCCGGAUUAUAGGUGAUUUUGGAUUUUCUUUUUUUUUUUUUUUUUUAAUCUUUGGUUUAUUUUUAUUUUGUGUAAGAAAAAAUCUGGUGUAUGAACAAAAUGUUUAUUUGGUCAAAAUAAAUCAAUAAGGUGCUGAGCUCUGGUAGCACACAAUUAGGUUAAUCAUAUGUGGGUUUAUAAUUGGAAAGUGGAAGGCCAUCAGGCUGUCAUCGUAUCAUAGGGAAAGUUAUGCGUCCAUGUCAGCUUUGAUGGGUUUGGAGGUUUAUUGACUACUUGAGGAUCUACUUGGACAUUGUGGUUAAAUUUGUGAUCAGUUGUGUGAAACCAUCAGUAGAUAGGUCAAGAAAAAUUUCAGUUCCUUCACUUUUUGUUGGCAUAAUAUUUCACCAUUUCUCCCCCAGUUUCAUUCAGCGGAGAGAUAAGUAAUUGUUUCACAAGAGAGAGAGAGAGAGGGAGAUGCAUAUUUCUGGUUUGCAUCUGUAAAUCUUUGUUGGAUAUAUGAUUGUUGAUUGUUACCUCUAGUUUGCUGUUCGGAUGUACAUAGUAAUGUAUUUGUCCUCUCCCAAUCAGAAGUCUGUACGGUUCAUCCUGAUAUGAAGUUGGUAUGGAAAUACUUUUUGCGCGGA